Parus major (Great Tit) is the source of this 1727-nucleotide messenger RNA. It is a transcript of the gene HSD17B7, whose product is annotated as hydroxysteroid 17-beta dehydrogenase 7. The record is from RefSeq and is a predicted model, not a curated record. Gene Ontology annotation, molecular function: estradiol 17-beta-dehydrogenase [NAD(P)+] activity; 5-alpha-androstane-3-beta,17-beta-diol dehydrogenase (NADP+) activity; 3-beta-hydroxysteroid 3-dehydrogenase (NADP+) activity. Gene Ontology annotation, cellular component: endoplasmic reticulum membrane. NCBI's taxonomy places the organism in Eukaryota, Metazoa, Chordata, Aves, Passeriformes, Paridae. The transcript is spliced from 10 exons. Gene Ontology annotation, biological process: cholesterol biosynthetic process. Bases 3 to 1001 code for a protein of 332 amino acids.
CGAUGGAGCGCGUGGUGCUGGUGACCGGGGCGAGCGGCGGCGUGGGGCUGGCGCUGUGCCAGCGGCUGCUGGAUGAGGAUGGCCGCAUCCACCUGUGCAUCGCCUGCCGCAACGAGCAGAAGAGCGAAGCCACGCGGGACCUCAUCCUGGCCAGCCACCCCUCCGCACAGGUGUCUACCGUGGAGGUGGACCUGGGUAACCUGGCCUCCGUCCUGCGGGCCGCCCGUGAGCUCCGCUGCAGGUUUCAGCGCCUGGACUUUGUCUACCUCAACGCUGGGAUCAUGCCCAACCCGCACGUGAACUUCAAGGCUCUCUGGCACGGUCUCCUCAGCGGGAGGGUGCUCCACAUGCUGACCACCGCAGAAGGCAUCAUGACCCAGACGGACAGGCUGAAUGGAGAUGGGCUCCAGGAGGUGUUUGCUACCAACCUCUUUGGACACUUCAUGCUGGUUCGUCAGCUUCAGGCUCUGCUCUGCGGUAACGAGAAGCCCUCGCGACUCAUCUGGACCUCCUCCAGCAAUGCCAGGGAGUCUGCCUUCAGCCUCUCUGACUAUCAGCAUGCCAAGGGGCAGGAAUCAUACAGCUCCUCUAAAUAUGCUACUGACCUGACAAGUGUGGUCCUGAACAGGAAAUUUAAUGGCCAGGGUCUGUAUUCCAGUGUUGUUUGUCCUGGGCUCGUUAUGUCCAACAUGACCUACAGAAUUUUGCCCAUUUUUCUGUGGAAGCUGCUAAUGCCCAUCAUGUGGUUGAUCCGAUUUUUUGCCAAAACUUAUACUCUGACACCCUAUAAUGGAGCAGAAGCUCACGUGUGGCUGUUCAAGCAGAAGCCAGAGUACCUGGAUUCUCUUGUCAAGUACCACAGCUGCACUUCUGGACUGGGGAGAUGCUACGUGGAGCCUCGGAAGAUGGAUGUGGAUGAAGACACUGCUGAGAAAUUUUACCAGAAGCUGCUGGAGCUGGAGGAGCAGACUCUAGAGAAAUACCGUGAUCUCUUAGAUUAAGUAAAGCCAUCUCAGUGGGAAGGUGAACAGUUCCUGAAAAUGGAAGUGUGAAAACUGAAGAGAAGUGCUUAGACCUUUUGCUAUGAGAUUUUUCUUUAGGAGAAACUGGGACCUCAAGUAGGCAGAGUCUGUCUUCACACAGUGACUGAGCUGUGUGUGGCUCAGGAGCAGCCUCAACCCCUGUGGUUUCCAUCUGGCUCAGGGCAGCACAGGCAGCAGUCUGGGCUGCUGCCCUGCAUCCUGCCUCUGCUGGCGUUUGUAGCUGGCUCAAACACAUCUCCUGUGGCUGAUCCUGAUGUACUUGAAGGCUCACCUUCAGCAGAGCUGCCCUUGUUCACCGAGCUGGGGCUGGCUCAGCAAGCUGGAGCCUCUCUGGCAGGCAGGGUCUGCCCAGCAGCUGAAGCCAAGCUCCUGAGGAGCUGGGCUGAGGAGCACACACCUGCCUCAGCUGUGAGAACAGAUCCCUCACUGUCCCCUGGCUACGGGCACUGGAGGCUUUUAACCAUGACUGGCUUGAAAGGAUGAUGCUGACCUGGACUGGGGGCCAGUGUGCUCUGUUUAGAGCGAGAGGUUACCAUGUUCUUUUACCUAUUUAACUCUUUUUAUAUAAAUCUGUUGUACCAACCAUUCUUCCUGUUGUUUAUCUGGGGACCUUCACCAAGUACCUGCCACCAAGUAACUUCAAGUGCUGUAAUGAAUAAAUGACUGAAACUGGUUUGUCCUUGA